GUACUACUGUCUAAUGUAUUAUACUUUUUGGAUAACUAACCAUGUCCGCGACCAAGACGAGCGCGGGCCAGCGCGCUGAGCGCAUCAAGCAGGAGGUGGUCAAGCUGUCGGCAGAGGAGGCUGCCAACCAGCAGGUGCUGCAGCACUACGCCAAGACGGUGUACUUCAACGACCUGUGGGUGUCCUUCCUAAGCAAGAUGGCGGGGCUCGUUGCGCUGAUGAGCUACCUGGAGGUGCAACGCAUGCGCCGCAGUCCUCGCGGUAUCAGCUUCGUCGUGGGGUUCGAGGCUCUAUCUGUGCUAAUCGGGGCCAGUACGGUGCUCUUCAUUCGGCGGUGGUUAAACCCGCUGCUAGCGUUCAAGGUCGCCUUCGCCUUCUCGCUUCUGCAAGGCUUUUGGUAUGUGGCUAGCUACUCGUCGCGCUUCAUGGAACUGCCACGUCAGGCGGGCGAUCUGCUGGCUGAGCAGAUCCCUUUCGGCCUCAUCUACUUCGUUGUCUGCUGGGUCUCGGACCGCUUCAUGGUGCGCUCACAAGAUAUCGCGAAGCAGACGGCUGAGGACAUGCGCGCCGUACUCAAAGGCAAGACAGCGUAAAAGUGCAACAAUUCGGCGCCCCAUUGCACCAAGGCGAAAGGUAUGGAGAAAAGGUCGGGGCAACUACACCCCUGAGGCAACUAUAUACCCGAAGGUUGCUAGAUGGCAUUUUGAUAGGGAUCAGCUAGUGAAAUAUCAACAACAUAACAUAAAGUUGUUCAAAAAUGCGU
Messenger RNA from Phytophthora nicotianae INRA-310, 763 nucleotides. RefSeq lists its product as hypothetical. The record is from RefSeq and is a predicted model, not a curated record. NCBI's taxonomy places the organism in Eukaryota, Oomycota, Peronosporomycetes, Peronosporales, Peronosporaceae. Bases 42 to 593 code for a protein of 183 amino acids. The transcript has a single exon.